GUCAGUCAAGGUGACAGCUGACAGAUGUUGUCAAAAUCACAGAUGUUCGCAGUUGUUGUGUAAUAAUUUUGUGCGGCUAAAAUUGCAAUAAAUUGCUUUUGGGAAAAGCAGAAUCAUGUUUCAAGUCAUCAGAAGCGUAGCGAGUUCAACUAGGUCUAGUUUAUCUAGAUCUCUGCCUGGGUUAUCAACAUGUAGCUCCCGUUUUGCCUCUGGUGAUCCAACUAGCAAAAAAGAGGCUCCCAUAAUCGAUAACGAAGCAAUUCUAGCUGCACCUAAGGAUAAUGUAGCUGUGGCUGACUCUAUUGCAGUACCAACCAAGGUUGACAUUUCACCUAUCACUGGAGUGCCUGAGGAGCACGUCAAAACUCGCCGAAUCCGCAUCUAUCAGCCCCCCAAGAAUGCGAUGCAGAGUGGCACCAACAACAUCCAUCACUGGGAAAUGGAAUUUGACACCCGCCAACGUUGGGAAAACCCUCUCAUGGGAUGGACUUCCACCGGCGACCCUCUGUCCAACAUGAAAAUACAGUUCGCCACACCCGAUGAGGCUAUCGAACACUGUGAGAAGAACGGCUGGAGCUGGUACUUGGACGUACCAAAGACAGAGAAACCCGAAAGACCCAAGAACUAUGGCGCUAACUUCCACUGGAACCGACGUACCAGAGUCUCCACUAAGUAGACAUGUUAGUAAAAUGUUGAAUUUAUUUAAUUUUUAGAGAUCAAAUAGUGAGUUAUAGGUGUAAUUCACUCCAUUAAAUAUUGCAAAGCA
Molecule: messenger RNA, 766 nt
Organism: Ostrinia furnacalis (Asian corn borer)
Lineage: Eukaryota; Metazoa; Arthropoda; Insecta; Lepidoptera; Crambidae
Product: NADH dehydrogenase [ubiquinone] iron-sulfur protein 4, mitochondrial-like
Exons: 3
Coding region: 116-676 (186 amino acids)
Biological process (GO): electron transport chain
Cellular component (GO): respiratory chain complex I
Source: RefSeq, a predicted model, not a curated record